GCCGAGGUCAGAUAGAAAGCUUGGCUCUAUGCAAGAAUCGAAGGCCAAAGAGUUGUCGUCGAGCUUUUGAACUCUUGGUUUGGUGUCUGUUGUGCAGAUCUGCAGGAACUGAUUUGCACGACUCAAGGAUUCCUGGCACAGGCACAAGCCAUGUCCAUCUUGUCUUUUUGAGGUUUUUCCUUCCGCACAAUGGAAGGCGAGGUGGAUGGCACGGACCUGGAUGCCGUCUCGGAUUCAGGAAGCACAAAUACGUUCCAGGAGCUAGCUAACAGGUCACGCAGCCAAUGCGAGGAACAUAACCCUGUGAAGAAAGGGACACUGCUGAAGUGGACUAACUACAUCCAGGGAUGGCAGGAGCGUUAUGUUGUGCUCAGCAACGGCACACUGUCAUAUUACAAGUCCGAGUUCGACACCUCCUUCGGCUGCCGAGGCUCUAUGAGUCUGUUGAUGGCAAAUGUGCAGAAACAUGAGUUUGACGCGAAUAGAUUUGAUGUAAGCGUGACUGACUGUAUCUAUUACCUCCGGUGCAACACGAAUGAAGAAUGUCAAGACUGGCUGACUGUUCUCCAGCAAGCAAAGGAGAAACUUCAUCAGGAUCAUGGCUAUGGCAGUGAUGUACAAAGUGUCAACAGCCCACUGCCCCUCGGGCGAGGGAAUUCCAUCAUGUCGCUCAAUUCAAUCAUAUCAAACUCGUCCUGUGUCACAAAGCCAUCUCACACUGCCCGCCUCAAGGAGAAGGUGCUGGAGAUGGAAACGUUCCGCGACCUCCUUCAGCACCAGAUGGAUACGUUACAGACGACGUUCGACGAGUGUCUUGGAUGUAUGCCACCGAGCAGCCUGGUCAGUACCCCGGAAUUUGACAAUAUGGCCACACUGGACGACGACUAUGACAAGGACUCAUCGGAGGACUGCUUGGAUGAUGAGUCGCAAGCCAUGAUUUCUAAGAAAUCGUCUAAAACUUCAGUAUCGGCAAAGAAACAGCCACUGAGACGCCUCUCGUCGGUAUCAUCUAGUAGUCGCCACCAACAAGCUGCACAUAAUCAACAGCAGCCCUGCAGUAACUUUGACCAUCGCUGCUGCGAGGUCGUGCGCAGCCUGACGCAGCACAGCUCGGACGUGCGCUCGGAGCUGAUCACGUUCCGCGCGACCAUGGCGGGCGUGUUGUCGACGUUGACACAGUGCAGUGACAUGUUCCAGCGCAAGGACGACCGCUUCCAGCGCAUGCUGGACCACGAGCGCGAUCGGCGGAAGCGACUCGAGUGCGCCCUCAGCGACUGCCAGGACAAGCUCCGCGACGCGCAAGACCGCUGGCACAAGGAAUCGCUCAAGGCUGGUCCUGACUUCCAGGAGGGGCCUCACUGUCUGAUCCGAGAGGAGGAGUUCCUGGAUGCCUUCGAAGGCGAGCUCGACAGAAUGGAGCAGGAGGAGCAUGAUCGUGUGCACUCUGCCAAUACAAAGUCUUUGUCAGAUGACAGCAGCAAUUCCAAGCUACACGAGUACCAUGACAUGCUCGAAGAAAAGCUGGAAGAGAAUAUCCGCUAUUGCUACGAAGAAGUGACAAAUGUUUGGUCGGUUGCGUUUGAAGACGGUGACCUAAAGGUGUAUCGUCGCGACAUGGAAGAGGGCGGUGUGGUGGUGGACCCGUUCAAGGCUUACCACACGGUACCCGGCAUAACUGCCUACGAGCUGUGCACCGCAUUCUUCGAUGACCAGUGUCGUAUGGAUUGGGAAACAACCAUCGAAUCUCUGGAUGUGAUUGAUCGCUAUGGGGACAACACGGUUGUGGUCCACCAGCUACUAAAGCGAGUCUGGCCAUCUUCGCAGAGAGAGAUCGUCUUCCUCUCGGCCAUGCGCGAACUACCGCCUCGUGGUCCUGACGAGAGGGGAUUUGGCUACGUGGUGUGCAAUAUUUCCGUUGACCAUCCGUCUGCGCCGGCAAGCGGCAAGCACGUCCGUGCUCAAAUCAAUGUUGCCAUGGUGGCGCACACGUUUGUCUCGGGUGUGGAGGAAGGCCAGCCGAUUGACCGCAGUAACCUGACCUGCAAGAUCACAUACUCUGCAAAUGUAAACCCGGGUGGCUGGGCACCGCCGUCCGUUGUCCGUGCGAUAUCAAAGCGCGAGUACCCAAAGUUCCUGCGUCGUUUCUCCUCGUACGCAGCGACACGUGUUGAGAAUGAGCCAAUACAGUUUCAGUCCUCGUCACAGGUUAGCACUCCCGGCUUGGACGAAGAUGUGAUAUCGACCACCAGUGUCGAAUAGAGAACACCCUUGUGCUAUGCUGUCGUUAUCGUUUCUCGUUCUCUUGUCGGUAUUCGGGUCUGCGUUGUUGGUGUUUUUGUUGUUGUGUCUGCCAAGUGGUGUGAGCAAAAGAGUCUUGGUAUUUUAUUCUCCUAUAUUCAUAUUUUGAUCAUUCUUACUAAUUUAUUCCACCGAGUUGUAUAAAUUCUCACUUUUGUAGCUUUUAUAUGGGAUUCCUGUACGUAAUGUUGCUCUACAGUGGCGUAGAACUUUAGCCUGUCAUUGUCAUGCAUCGUUGUUGUUGUCAUCGUUGUCUUUCCCUGGUUUCUCUUGUCAUGUGUGUAGCUAAUAUCUGUCCGGUUGCACUGGCGCCCGAUGUGCACAUGCCAUACAUGCACCGGGUCCCCGGCGCCACUGUUCCCCCUCUGUCGCACUUGUCCUCGCCUCCCGAACACCCCCUACUCCUGUUCGCUGUGCUGUGUUGUUGCCGUCGUUGCUGCCGUGCGGCUCGGCGUAGCUGCACUGCGCGCUGCUCUCCUCUUUGUCUGCCCGGUUUGUCGUUCGUAUACGAUUUUUAGCAUGCCGUUUUGACUAGCAAAUCCUGUCUGUGCACAGGCAACUGGCAUGGACUUCACGGCUGUCGUUGCACGAAGUUACUUUCCGCCCCUAAAGAUCAUCAUCCUGCUGCCUUUCUAGUUUCUUUACUUCCUUGAACUGUGCUCUCCCUUCCCCCUCCUCUUGCAGCGAUAGACUAGCUUGCUGCGCCUGCUCAUAGUUGUGGUGAGGUGCUCUUGUUUGUUGCUGUUGUAUCCUGAUUCCUGGUCUGGCUACAUGCCGCCAUGCUCAUGCCCCCGUGGCCUGGCAUGGCUUUCUCAACUUUGCCCUAAACGAAGCGAUUAUGCUCUUGAGAAAGUCUUGGCUGUUUCGU
Molecule: messenger RNA, 3166 nt
Organism: Sycon ciliatum
Lineage: Eukaryota; Metazoa; Porifera; Calcarea; Leucosolenida; Sycettidae
Product: ceramide transfer protein-like
Exons: 10
Coding region: 190-2259 (689 amino acids)
Biological process (GO): ER to Golgi ceramide transport
Molecular function (GO): lipid binding
Source: RefSeq, a predicted model, not a curated record